Lichtheimia ornata is the source of this 1371-nucleotide messenger RNA. RefSeq lists its product as uncharacterized. The transcript has 4 exons. Bases 1 to 1371 code for a protein of 456 amino acids. The record is from RefSeq and is a predicted model, not a curated record. Gene Ontology annotation, cellular component: cytoplasm. NCBI's taxonomy places the organism in Eukaryota, Fungi, Mucoromycota, Mucoromycetes, Mucorales, Lichtheimiaceae. Gene Ontology annotation, molecular function: ornithine decarboxylase activity.
AUGCACACCGAAUUGGAGACCAUGGUCUAUAGCAAAGCAUCCUCUGCAGCUUCUACAACCACUGCUACCACUGCUGCUGCUACCGCCACGACAACCAAUGCUGCGGCUUCCAUUGCCAUUUCUUCCCUUCCCAAGUCAACUAGCACCACCAUGUCCGAACAAGAGGUGACUAUCCACAACUUGAGCAUUGAGCAGGUCAUCAAGGAUAAGCUCGCAUUGAUGGUACAAGAAAAGAUGGAUCCGGAUCAAGGCAGCGCGUUCUUUGUUGGUGAUUUGGGCGAGGUGUAUCGUCAGCAUUUACGUUGGAAGGCCCAUCUUCCUAGGAUUGAACCUUUCUUUGCCGUCAAGUCCAAUCCUGAUCCUAUGGUGGUGAGAUUGCUUGCAAGCCUGGGUCUUGGUUUUGAUUGUGCCAGCAAGUCAGAAAUCCAGCAAGUCUUGAAUGGGGGUGUGGAUCCAUCUCGUAUCAUCUACGCCAAUCCAUGUAAGCAAGCCUCGUUUAUUCGUUACGCUUCACAACAAUCGGUGGCAAAGAUGACGUUUGAUAAUGCCGAGGAACUCUACAAGAUCAAAAAGUUGUAUCCCAAAGCCGAGCUUGUAUUGCGCAUUCUUACCGAUGAUAGCAAGUCAUUGUGUCAACUUGGAUUGAAGUUCGGCGCGCCUAUGCAGACAGUGGAGCCAUUACUCAAAACAGCCAAAGAAUUGGGAUUGAAUGUCAUUGGUGUAAGUUUCCAUGUCGGCAGUGGAUGUUUGGAUGAACACGCCUUUGAAGAUGCUGUGGUGCGUGCACGUGAAGCUUUCGAUAUUGGACACGCUCUGGGAUUUGAGUUUUCCUUGUUGGAUGUUGGUGGUGGAUUCCCUGGUGCCGAUGUUCAAGAUGGUAUCACCUUUGAAAAAGUGGCUGCAGUGUUGGGACCAGCUGUCGAUGCCUUAUUUCCUCCCAAUGUACGUGUGAUUGCCGAACCAGGUCGCUACUUUGUCGCUUCAGCAUUCACCAUCUGCACUGGAGUCAUUGGAAGAAGAACCGUGGAGGCUGAUAAUGCCAACAAGUAUAUGUAUUACGUCAAUGAUGGCAUGUACGGCUCUUUCAAUUGCAUUCUCUUUGAUCAUCAACAAGUCUAUCCAAAGAUUCUUUCCCGUGAUGGUCAAUUCUACUAUGGAGAUACAACCGAUGACAACAACCAAUUCGAAUGCAGCGUUUGGGGACCCACCUGCGACUCGAUCGAUUGUCUCGCCAAAGAAACACGUCUACCUUUGUUGGAUGUUGGUGAUUGGCUCUAUUGGGAAAACAUGGGCGCUUACACAAUUUGUGCCGCCUCGCAAUUCAAUGGAUUUAGAAAAUCGGAGGUCCUGUAUGUUAAUACCUUCCAUUAG